Molecule: messenger RNA, 3906 nt
Organism: Haplochromis burtoni (Burton's mouthbrooder)
Lineage: Eukaryota; Metazoa; Chordata; Actinopteri; Cichliformes; Cichlidae
Exons: 5
Coding region: 285-1295 (336 amino acids)
Source: RefSeq, a predicted model, not a curated record
UGAACGAGCGCGCAUUUGACGUUCGCGCUCCGGGCUGUAGCGCGCCUCCUGAAAAUGAGGAAACAGAGCGAGAAAACAACAAAAACGUUAUAACUGUGCGAGCGGCUCUCUACAUAAUAACAGCUGCACACUGGCUCAGCACUGAUGCACACAUGGAAUUUAAACAAUACAUCAAAGUGCAGUUUUUGCAUUUUUACCAGAAACAGCGCAGUGCCUCCUCACAGUGAAAGCAGAGCUCCUGAAUACUUGCAUGUGUGUGAGUGUGUUGCGUGCUGAGCUCCACCAUGGUUCAGUGGCAGCUCUGCACUCCAGAGAACCUGAUGUAUUCAGGGUUUGGCCGUCCUUUUCCACGACACGGCCUCCAGCUGCUCUUUUGGUUUUCCAACCAGUGUGUGACCUGCGAGGUCAUCCAGCUGGUGGUCACCAUGAAGCUGGUGUCAGACUGUCAGCCGGAGAACGGGAACUUCGGCUUCCACCUGUUUGGAAACAUGGAGGAGCUCCUUCCUGUUCUGAGCAGGCCCAGGAAGAGCAGGAGUAAGGUUACGUACUUUGAGGUUGGCAACCUGAGCACAGAAACUUAUCCUGCUUCUGCAAACCUGCCGGCGUACGUGAGGGAAAAUUAUCGGCCGGGUGUCAGAAGCAACAACUCCAACAUCGAUCGCAUCAUCAUUGGUUACCGGGUGAGGACCCGGGUGGUGGAGACGGUGUACAUCACUGAGCACGACCCAGCCGCCUUUGGGAGGUUCAGAUUCGACAGGACUUUUGAAAUCAGCUGUGAACUGAUCCAGGCCCUGCAGAACCCCCAGCUGGACCUCACCAGCUUCCUCAUCCAGAUGGGCUACUACGUAAAUGUGCUCCAGGGCAUAGGAGAGACCCCCUACUCGGAUCCAUCAGCUCAGCAAACCUGCAGCAUGGUGCAGUACUACAGCGGAUCCACACAGCAGCCCAGCAGCUACGAGCAGCACGUGCACUACAGCUACAACACAUCAGCACAGAGCGGGCCUGCAGCUAACUACAGGAAACUACCGGCGUACAGUUACUGGAAGCUGCCUCGUGAAGCUUUCAGUGGAAAACCAAAGAAGCGGGAUGGCGGCGAGGACUUUGGCUUCCUGAAGCUUCUUCUCGGCGCUGGAGCGCUCUACUUAGCAGCCAAGUGUCUGUUCUGGUUACUCGGCAGCUGGUGGAGCGAAGACGUGGACGGAGACGUGGCGCUGAAGCCACAGUGGACUCCGACGUUUUGGCGCCGCGCUCCCAGCGAUCGGCACACGCACGUCAUGCUGGAUUACGUCUUCUAAAACUCACACGUGGUAUCAAAUGUCACACAAAGCUGUGGACUUUCUGGACUCCAGCCUGUGCACUGUGCUGUUUUCCACACUGGAGGAAAAAUGAUCAUUUUAAACGAUUUUAAGGUGUUUUUGCUUUAUGUUUGACACAGACUGGACCAAAAUCACAUUACGCAUUCAUCCAUGCAUCCAGCUGAAUCUGUAAACACUGAAGUGCUGAUCUCUGAAAUCUUACAUUUUAAAAAUCAGUGCAGUAUUCAUGUGAUGGUUCCUGUUCCAGGAAGCAGCUUUAGCUCCAGAUGACUCAGUUUCCACUUCCACAAAGUCAGCUCUGAUUAUUUUCACCCUGAGAUCAGCACGAGUGGAGAAAGAAAGCCAUCACCAAUCGAGCUCCGGUACCACCAUUCACCACGGCAACGGAAAAAUAAAGAGCAGGGCAGUGAUUUUAAUCCAGAAGACGAAGCAAUAUGAGCGUGUGUCAGGACGGGCGCAUCAGAGAUCGCACACUCGCAGUGAGACUGGUUUUGGUCGUUUUUAGUGGAAAAUAAACUCAAACUUUGAAUCAAAUGUUGUUUGACAUAAUUUAAAAACUAGAGCUCAAAAUUUCAGCAUGAAAUGUAAUCAGAUUACAGACUGUCUGUAGGUUCUUUUAGUCGUGUUUGAGACUAAAUAUUCACAUUGGGUCUUGGGAAUGAGGCGUGGGCUGGGAAGGCCACAGAUUUCUCUCCACAGCUUCGACUCCCGAGGCUGGAAGCAGAGAACAGUGAGUUCAACAAACAGCUCUGACCCCAGCAACAAGGUGACACCACAGCACCAGGAGCCAGCGCACACACUAACACAGGUGAGUUCACUGCCCACAGCCUCCAGGUGCGAGGACUCGUAGAGCACGAGUGUUGAACAUUUAGAUUCUGUCGAUCGUGUCGGAGAAUGGCCGACACAAAUGGAGAUGCUUUGAAACCAGUAACUCCAGUAAAGUAACUCCAGUAAAGUCCAAGAAUGAAGCAGAGAGCCGGAAAUGAGCAGAACUUUAAGGCAGGUCGCACAAACAUGGAUAAAAGUGCGUUAGCUGUUUGACACAGACAUAUGGAGGGCCAGGAGUGACUAAAUGAAGUAAUGUAAUACACCAUUAAAUAAUUGAUGAAAUGUUUAAUUAAUUAAUUAAUUAAACAUAUUUUGAGAAGUAAUUAAAUGACCAUUCAUUUAUUUAUUUCAAAUUUUAAUUAAUUAUUGACACAAUUCAUUAAUUCAUUUUGUCACUCCUGGUGCUCCGUAUCUCUGUACCUCUUUUUACUGGUCGCCCAACUUUCAGCAGACCAUAUUAGGUCGAGUAAACCUCGAGGUGUUUCUCUGCUGGACAGAAAUCUAAUCAUCGCUCUUUUUUUCUGAAGAACAAAAACCAAAUCUCUGCCGCUCUGGAUUCAGUAAAAUUGUUCCCUGGACCUGAGAUCUGAAUAUUAACAGGUGUGAACGUAUGGCUACGACAUCCUUAAAUCUGGAAGCUAUCAUUCAGAAAACCCAACGCAGACUAAACAGUGUCUGCUGAGAGAUCUCUGAGGAAGAGGAGGAAGAGUUCUGAUCGCCAAAGCGUCGCUCCGUGUAGAGAAAAAUCCUUCAAACAACAUCGACAAGGUGCUCUGUAACUUUGUGUGGAGAAAUGCGACUCAGUAUUUAAGGAAACCUGUUCUCAGCAAUGCAAAUGAUAAAGGUGGUCUACACGUCUGGAUUUUAGCACUUUAAACAAUACAUCUAAGAUUAAUUGGCUAAAAUAUUGACAAAAAUAUCCCAACUGCACCUGGAAUGUUUUUCUCCUCCAUGUGAGCUCUAAACUAGGCGCUUUAAACUUUCUUGGCAUUAAUCAAAUCCCAAUUAAAAUUUCUGCUUUUCAUUGCCGAACCUUUUUGUCACGCACUCUCAUGGACACUUUAUACAGACACCAAUCCCUCUUUAUGGAAUACCGGUUUCUUAAUAUCCCGCCUGGGGAUUAUGCUCAAGUUUGUGCUGUUCUGGUCACGUCCCAAUCCAAACCCUCAGCAGUGGUCUUAUUAUCACCAUCAGAUACGGCUGCAGGCAAAAUACUCUAACAAUCCAAGUAGAAUUUUAUUGUCAACCAAGCAAUACACACUCAAGUAUAGAGUGGGACGAAAUGUCUGGAUCAAAGGUGCAAACUGUAAAAAUAACAAUGAAACAAUUCAAAUAUACAACAGUGCCGAACUUGAACAGAAAUAGAAAAGAAUGAGAAAAAAUAAACACAACAGUGCACAGACAGAGUCACACACAGAUUUCCAGAAAUAACAAUAAAUCAAUCAGAGUCUUAUUUCAACGGGAAACUGUUGCGACUCCUCAUAUCAUCUCAUACUGGGGAAAGUUUGUAGACAACACAAACUGGACAAAGGUCUGGCUCUUCCCAACUGAUAUUUGAUCACGUUAAAGAAAUUUCCUUUACAUUAAUUCGGUUAAAAUCUAAAUCCAGAAAGGCUUCAAAGAGAACGUUGAUGUCAGCGGCAGCUUUUGUUCUGAUCACACUGAAACAUCUGUCCAUCUGUUAUUAGACUCAACUGGCUUCUCUCAAAAUGUAAAAGAACCCACCCACCACUUUAAUCACACUCUAGAUCUUGUUUUAACA